UAAAAAACGUAAAUAGAAAUAAUAGUAAGGUAUAAAAUAAACAUUAAUUAAUCCUCACGAGGGUCGCGGGGGUGCUGGAGCUUAUCCCAGCUGUCUUCAGGCAAGAGACAGGGUACACCCUGGACUGGUCGCCAGCCAAUCACAGGGCACAUAUAGACAAACAACCAUUCACACUCACAUUCAUACCUAUGAACAAUUUGGAGUCGCUAAUUAACCUAGCAUGUUUUUGGAAUGUGGGAGGAAACCGGAGUACCCGGAGAAAACCCACGCAUGCACGGGGAGAACAUGCAAACUCCACACAGAGAUGGCCGAGGGUGGAAUUGAACCCUGGUUUAAGCAUAGUGAAGAAUAUAUAAGACAUGCACCCUGCAUCCUUUAAAUGUUAUGUAUGCUGCCUUUGCUGUAAAGAAAUGUGGACACCUCUGAGUUCAGUGUACCAAAAAGAUAUGAUAUCCCUCCUCUGACAACGUGACAAGUGUGUGUCUGUGAUACGAGGGUCCUCAUUCUUUUAUUAUUGUUAUUAACUUAUUAUCACUUCAGCCACAUUCAGCCCAAAUGGGGAUGUAAGUCCAUUCCAGUUCCGAUUCAAUGAUAUCACUGGUAUUCUUCUAUGGUGGCAUGACAAAGAAAAGAAAAAGCAUUUGUGUCAUGGUGUUGUGGAAGUUCCACUGUACGUCUUUAAUGCACCCACUUCCCGGAAAACUGUUCUAUGUCAAACACUUUUUUUCAUGGGAAAAAAAAAACCUGUUUGUCUAGUCAACCUUCCUUGUUGUGCUGGUGCGGCUAACUCCAAGCAAAAUACCCGCAUUGCUCCAAAUGGACCCAACUUUACCCGACUCAUUUGGCUGUAAACACUCAUUCAGGAGUGAAAGCUGAUGAAGGCGGAGUUUAAGGGGUUUGCCGAAAGAAGUGCAGGAACACUUUCCCCUCUCCAACUUCUUUAACUUUUAUUUGCUCACCGCGAUGGGAUGAGUCAGGCAGUUUUGUUAGAGAUACGUCACUUUCAUCGCCGGGGUGCUAUCUUCCACUAGAAUCUUCUCAGCAGCGCGAAUGAAGACGUUGUCGGGAGUACCCGCAAAGGUGAUUUGCAUUGUGACGGAUCGAAGAGAUGGAUGGAUUAGAUGAGCUUGUUGUUCAAAGUGAAGCUGUAGCAAAUAAUAACGAUGUUUGCAAGUUUCCAAGCCAAGAAACCAAGUUUGAGUGGAUCAGCAAAUACCGAACAGCCACCAGAGGCCAGGGACUCGUCAAACAAGCCUUCGCACCCCUCGGCACCACACUGAAUAAACUCAACCAGCACAGGAAAACAGAGAAAUCGUCAGACAAGAAAAAGGGAAGCUUUGAAGGGCAAAAAAGUUCCAACAGUGCGACGCACAUCACCAGAGCACAUUACGCCCCUGAGAGCCAGGGCAUCUCCAGCCGAGACGAGCGUGAUGACCUGGUGCGCUCCUCUAGCCACACGCCGUCCAACAAAGCGCACAUUUUAGCCAUGCCGCAGUUUGGCCUGCGAGACAACCUCAUCCGGUGUGAGCUGCUGAAGAAUGAGGAUUUGUACAUUUACCGAGAACAUUUCAGUUUUUUCCUGGGCACGUAUAAUGUGAAUGGGCAGACACCGAAGGAAAGCCUCCAUCCAUGGCUAAGCUGCACUCCCGACCCUCCUGACAUGUACUGUGUGGGAUUCCAGGAGCUCGACCUUAGCAAAGAGGCUUUUUUCUUCAACGACACUCCUAAAGAGCUGGAGUGGACAAAGGCCGUGUCUGAAGCCUUGCAUCCAGAUGCCAAGUAUGCCUUAGUGAAGUUGGUGCGCCUGGUGGGUAUCAUGCUGCUCUUCUACGUGAAGAAGGAGCAUGCGGAGUUCAUCUCCGACGUGGAGGCCGAGUCGGUGGGAACCGGCAUCAUGGGGCGAAUGGGAAACAAAGGCGCCGUGGCAAUACGAUUCCGCUUCCACAACUCGGACAUCUGCGUGGUCAACUCUCACCUGGCGGCACACGUCGAAGAGUACGAGAGGCGCAAUCAGGACUACAAGGACAUUUGUAGCCGGCUUCAGUUUCGAUCGAUUGAUCCUACUCAGCCUCCGCUGAACAUCAUGAAGCAUGAUGUGGUUUUAUGGAUUGGGGACCUCAACUACAGGAUCAGCGACCUCGAUGUCAACAAUGUAAAGGAUCUCAUCAGCAAGAAGGACUUUGAGAUGCUGCACACUUACGAUCAGCUCAAGAGGCAGAUCGACGAGGAGGCGGUGUUUGUUGGCUUUGUGGAGGGCGAGAUCGACUUCCAGCCCACCUACAAAUAUGACACAGGCUCCGACAUGUGGGAUACCAGUGAAAAAUGCCGCGUUCCUGCGUGGUGUGAUCGUAUUCUGUGGCGAGGAAAGGAGAUCAAGCAGCAACAUUAUCAGAGUCACAUGGCUCUCAAGACCAGUGACCACAAACCUGUCAGUUCUGUGCUUGUAAUCGGGAUAAAGAGAGUUAAUGCAGAAUCCUACAAGAAGACCUUUGAAGAAAUUGUUCGCAAUUUAGACAAGAUGGAGAACGAGUGCAUUCCGUCCGUAACCUUGUCCAAGCGAGAGUUCCACUUUGAGAAUGUGAAGUACAUGGAGCACCACGCCAAGACGCUGAGCCUCUUCAAUGAUGGCCAGGUCCCGUGUCAGUUUGAGUUCAUCCAGAAGCCAAACGAGGACACGUACUGCAAGCCCUGGCUCACUGCCAACCCCCCCAAAGGCUUUAUUCCUCAGGGCACUUCAGUGGACAUCGACUUGGAGGUUUUUGUCAACCGCUCAACAGCGCCUGAGCUGAACUCUUGCAAGCAAGAAAUGGAAGACAUUCUGGUCCUGCACCUGCAACGUGGCAAGGACUACUUCAUUUCUGUGACGGGACGCUACCUGCCCAGCUGCUUUGGCACGCCCAUUCAUAUGUUGUGUCGGCUAAGGGAGCCCAUCCAAGACAUGCCCCAGGAGGCCCUUCGUGAACUAGUGGUAACGUCUGGGAAUGAGAGCAAUGAAAAGCCUCUCGACAUUCCAAAAGAACUGUGGAUGAUGGUGGAUCACUUGUUUCGCAAUGCAAUCAAACAGGAAGACAUAUUUCAGCAACCUGGACUCCGGAGUGAAUUUGCCGAAAUAAGGGACUGCCUCGACACCGGCAUGGCAGAUUCUCUCUCUGGCAGCAACCACUCAGUAGCGGAAGCCCUGCUCCUCUUCCUGGACGCCCUCCCAGAGCCAGUGGUCCCCUAUGCUUUUUACCAGCACUGCCUUGAGUCUUGCGCUAAUGCCAGCCAGUGUGAGAAGGUUAUUUCCACGCUACCUCAGUGCCACAGAAAUGUUUUUAACUACUUAGCCGCUUUCCUGCGGGAGCUGUUGAAGAAUUCUGCAAGUAAUCGGUUAGAUGUAACCAUCGUAGGCACGAUCUUUGCCUCGCUGCUCCUCAGGUCGCCCACCAAGCAGGACCUAUCAGAGAAGAGGAAGGCGCGGGAGUUCUUUCAGCACUUCUUAGUCCAGGCAUCAUUGUCAUCGUCGUCACCCUAGAUUUGAGGACCACCUAUGUUAAAUUAACACUAAAAGCUAUUGUGCAAUGUUUGAAAUAAACUGUUAAUCAUAAUUUUGCAUAUUCAUUGGAAAGUCUUCAUAAACAUCAAGAUAGUAUGUUAAUUAACAUAAGUGACUUAUCCGUGGGUGCAUUGAGAGACCACUUUUAAUGUAUGUUUAUUUAAAAACAAUUUGUAUUGUAAUGUUUCUGAUCCCUCCAGUAUCAGUGUUUUCUAUAUAAAGUUGUUGG
Doryrhamphus excisus (bluestripe pipefish) is the source of this 3764-nucleotide messenger RNA. The record is from RefSeq and is a predicted model, not a curated record. Lineage: Eukaryota; Metazoa; Chordata; Actinopteri; Syngnathiformes; Syngnathidae.